Messenger RNA from Parnassius mnemosyne (clouded apollo), 1314 nucleotides. Lineage: Eukaryota; Metazoa; Arthropoda; Insecta; Lepidoptera; Papilionidae. The record is from the annotation of a GenBank genome assembly.
AUGUCUUUCCUUCAUAAUCAUUCUUGCGAGUGCGUUAAGUCAGAAUUGGAUUUGUUUGCACUACCGUCUACACAAACUAGCAUUGAAAAUGGAUUGUGGAUUCAUUAUAAACCAAUUUCAUCUCUUGGUGAUGAUGGACCUAUCGAGUUUCAAGUUCCUGGGACCGGCGAUGACUACAUAGAUUUGUCUCAUACAUUACUCCACAUAAAGGCAAAAGUAUUAAAUCAAGAUUCAACUAACUUGGUAUCUACUACAAUAGUAGCACCUGUAAAUAAUUGGCUGCAUUCACUUUUUAGUCAACUUGAUGUUUAUUUAAACCAAAAACUUGUAUCACCACCUAAUAAUACCUAUGCAUAUCGAGCAUACAUGGAAACCCUUUUAAACUAUGCCCCUGCUGCUAAACAAUCUCAUCUUACUUGUAGCCUUUGGUAUGAGGAUACAGCAGGAAAAAUGGAUUCUACAGAUGGUAAAAACAUAGGAUUUGUUAAAAGACAGGAAUUGAUUAGUGAAAGUAAGGAAAUAGAAAUGAUUGGUCAUCUUCACGGUGACAUUUUUAACCAAGAUAAAUUUUUAAUUAAUGGUGUUGAAAUGAGUGUUAAAUUGGUUCGAUCAAGAGAGAGUUUUAAUUUAAUUGUUGGGUCGAACGAUGUAAAGUUUAAAGUUUGCAUUACGGACGCAACUCUUAUUGUGCGACGAGCACGAAUUAAUCCAAGUGUAUUACUCGCACAUCAAAAAGUUUUAGCUUCUACCACUGCUAAAUAUCCUAUUACUCGAGCUGAAGUAAAAGUUUUAACAAUUCCUUCAGGUGUUCAAGGAAAAACUCUUGAUAAUAUAUUUUUAGGACAGGUACCGAAAAGAUGUAUAAUUGGAUUUGUGAACAAUUCUGCAUUUAAUGGUUCCCUUACUAAAAAUCCAUUUAACUUUGAAAACUAUGGUAUUAAUUCUUUCAGCUUAUAUAUUGAUGGUCAACAAAUACCUUCAAAAGCUUUGCAACCAUCUUUUAAUAAUAGCAUAUUUACAUCAGCAUAUCAUACUCUAUUCUCGGGAACUGGUAUUCACUUUCUUAAUGAAGGAAAUGGAAUCUCUUGUGAACAGUAUGGCAAAGGUUACUGUCUAUUAGCAUUUGACUUAACUCCUGAUUUAUCAGCUAACUCAUCAACUCAUUGGAAUCUCAUAAAGCAUGGUAGUGUAAGAAUAGAAGUACGAUUUGAAUCCUCAUUAAUACAAACAAUUAACUGUAUAGUUUAUGCUGAGUUUGAUAAUAUUAUUGAGAUAGAUAAAAACAGAAAUGUUACUGUAGACUAUAGUAGUUAA